Molecule: messenger RNA, 1506 nt
Organism: Pseudophryne corroboree (corroboree frog)
Lineage: Eukaryota; Metazoa; Chordata; Amphibia; Anura; Myobatrachidae
Gene: RBMX
Product: RNA binding motif protein X-linked
Exons: 9
Coding region: 113-1219 (368 amino acids)
Biological process (GO): positive regulation of mRNA splicing, via spliceosome
Cellular component (GO): spliceosomal complex
Molecular function (GO): RNA binding
Source: RefSeq, a predicted model, not a curated record
ACUGCAGCCUCGUUUUGACUGAGUGACGUCAGUACUAUUUAAGACACACGCAUUCUUUGUCCGCGGUCAUUUUAUUUGCGCAGUCGUUGAGGGAGGAAGACAUCGUUUGAAAAUGCUGGAAGCUGACCGUCCCGGGAAACUGUUCAUCGGUGGCUUGAACACAGAGACCACAGAGAAAGCUUUGGAAGCAGUGUUUGGGAAAUUCGGGCACAUUGCAGAAGUCCUGUUAAUGAAAGAUCGUGAAACAAACAAGUCCAGAGGCUUUGCAUUUGUUACCUUUGAGAGCCCUGCAGAUGCGAAGGAUGCAGCAAGAGAGCUGAAUGGGAAGGCUUUGGAUGGGAAGCCAAUAAAGGUAGAGCAAGCUACAAAGCCCUCUUUUGGUGUAGGAAGUAGACGUGGGCCUCCACCACCGCCAAGAAGCCGUGGGCCUCCAAGAGGCCUCAGAGGAUCAAGAGGAGGUAUAGGAGGCUCAUCAAGAGGGCAGAUGCCACUUAAAAGAGGACCACCACCAAGAAGUGGCGGCCCCCCACCUAAAAGAUCAGCACCAUCUGGUGGCAUGGGUGGAAGAGCUCCAUUGUCACGUGAAAGAGAUGGGUAUGGAGGACCACCCCGUAGAGACUCUAUGACCUCUCGCAGAGAUGUGUACAUGUCGCCUAGGGAUGAUGGCUAUAGUGGAAAGGACCGGUAUGAUAGUUACUCUGGCAGAGAUUACGGAAGCUCCAGAGACUCCCGAGAUUAUGCUCCACCCCCAAGAGAUUAUGCCUAUCGGGAAUAUGGCCACUCAAGUUCCCGUGAGGAUUAUGGCUCCAGAGGAUAUGGGGAACGUGAUGGCUAUGGAGGAGGAGGCCGUGAUAGAGACUAUUCAGAUCAUCCGAGUGGAGGUUCUUACAGAGACUCUUAUGAGCCUUACGGUAACUCACGUAGUGCCCCACCUGCAAGAGGGCCCCCUCCAUCAUAUGGUGGAAGCAGUCGUUAUGAUGAUUACAGCAGCGCACGGGAUGGUUAUGGAGGCAGAGACAGUUACUCAAGCAGCAGAAAUGAUAUCUACUCAAGUGGGCGUGACAGAGUUGGGAGACAGGAGCGCGGCUUACCCCCUACAAUGGAUAGAGGUUAUCCUCCUCCACGUGAUUCAUACAGCAGCUCAAGCCGGGGAGUCCCCCGAGGCGGUGGCCGAGGAGGAAGCAGAUCUGACAGAGGAGGUGGCAGAAGCCGAUACUAAACACAAAAAAAUCUUAACAUGGACCAAAGAUGUUCUAUUAUAGCAAAGUGGCAUUUGCUCUGCCUUUACCAUCAAAGGACUCAAAAGGAGUUUGAUUUCAUUUUUUUUAUUUAUCUUUUUUUUUUAACCUGUACGUUUUCUCCUCAACAAAUUUUAUGUUCAUUCGAGGAAGUUGAAAUGCUUAAUCUUCACAAUUUGUUAGCCUAUCUCUGAAAUGUACAAUGUAUAGUAUAAGUUGUGUAUUAGUGUUGUAACUUUUUUCAAAGUAAAGUUUCACUGAAACGCCA